This is a messenger RNA of Psammomys obesus (fat sand rat), 4342 nucleotides long. RefSeq names its product secretion regulating guanine nucleotide exchange factor (gene Sergef). Lineage: Eukaryota; Metazoa; Chordata; Mammalia; Rodentia; Muridae. Bases 13 to 1485 code for a protein of 490 amino acids. The transcript has 12 exons. The record is from RefSeq and is a predicted model, not a curated record.
CGGAGCUUGUGCAUGGCGCUCGAGUGCGGCCCGUCGCAGGCUGUCUCCACGGCGGCCGCGCUCUUCACCUGGGGUGCAAAUAGCUACGGGCAACUUGGCCUUGGGCAUAAGGAAGAUGUAUUUAUGCCCCAGCGACUGAGUGACUUCUGUAGACCUGGGUGUAUCAGGAGUGUCACAGGAGGAGGGGGCCAUUCCGCAGCUGUCACAGAUGGAGGAGGUCUUUUUGUUUGUGGCCUGAAUAAAGAUGGGCAGCUGGGGCUUGGUCACACAGAGGAAGUGCUGUAUUUUACCAUCUGCAAGCCUCUUGUUGCUUGUCCCAUCCGACAGGUGGCCUGUGGCUGGGAUUUCACCAUCAUGCUCACAGAAAAAGGUCAAGUUCUGUCAUGUGGAUCCAAUGCCUUUGGCCAGUUAGGUGUCCCACACGGCCCUCGCAAGUGUGUGGUUCCCCAGGCCAUUGAGUGCCUGAGAGAGGAAGUUGCUUGUGUCGCCGCUGGACUGAGGCACGCAUUAGCCACCACAGUGAGUGGCAGCGUGUUCCAGUGGGGGACUGGCUUGGCAUCUUCUGGACACCGCUUGUGUCCUGGGAAGACUCUCCCGCUGUUUUUGACGGCAAAGGAACCCAGCAGAGUGACAGGCCUAGAGAACUCUAGAGCAGUGUGUGCUGUUGCCGGAUCUGCCCACUCAGCCUCAUUAACAGAUACAGGAGAGCUGUAUGUCUGGGGCAGUAACAAGCAUGGGCAACUGGCUUCCCUGGCUGCGUUCCUUCUUCUGCCCCAGAGAAUAGAAGCCCGUUGCUUUCAGGAUGAAAAGGUCACUGCUGUGUGGAGUGGCUGGACUCACCUGGUUGCUCAGACAGAAACUGGCAAGGUGUUCACCUGGGGUCGAGCAGACUACGGUCAGCUGGGGAGGAGGUUGGAGUCUCCCGAAGGCCAGAAACCCGGAGAGCAUGAUCCAUCACUCGCCUUCUGGAGGCCGCGGAGCAGUGUGCCUUCGCCCCUGCAUUGCCUGACAGGAGCAGCGGAGAUGGGCAGAGUUGCGUGUGCCUUUCCGAUGAAGAAGCUGAGGCACAGAGAGGUUAAAUCCAGGCGUAGGCGUCAAGGAGUCAAGGAGAACCUUCCUGCACGAGUUGCUUGUGGCUCAGAGCACAACUUGGCAGUGAUUAGUGGCAGGUGCUGUUCGUGGGGCUGGAACGAACAUGGCAUGUGUGGGGAUGGCACCGAGGCCAGCAUCUGCACCCCAACUCCCGUGCUCUCACUGUCGGGACUCCUCCUCGUGGGCUGCGGAGCCGGCCACUCCUUCGCCGUGUGUCAGCUGCCAGCGCACCCUGUGCCAUGCCGGGAUCCCCAGGUCACCUCCCCAUUCCCAGAUGCCACAGAAAACCCUGAGUCUCAGGACGCCGUGGAUAGAGAGAGAAACUGGAAGGAGAGACAAUCCGUAACUUCAAUCCAAAGCAAUUCUGACAGGAUGAGAAACAGUGGACCCUAAGAAAGAACCUGUAAUAAAGUGGCUUGUCCCAACAAAAGAUUCCUGGAGAAUCCUUCUGUUAGGUUAUGGGGUCAGUAAUGCCCCUGUCAGCUGGAGUGGGCUCUCGACAAGCGCUGAGGGCUGGGUAGAACUGCUGGCCAGAACAGCGGGGAGCCGUUGCCCAGUGCUCAGAGAUGUCCGAGCUAUGGCGAGGACAGCCUUUCUACUGGGCAGAUGCGCAUGAGGGGAUCCUCACUAAAGAACAUGCAGCGUUAAAACAUCAGCAAGGAGGGGUCGAGGCCCCCGUGGCUGUGUGAAGACAGAGGCUUCAUGUUCAGAGCUUCGAAUGUCUGACCUCUAACCUGAGGGCUUAUUUUCUAUCCAGAGUCCAUAGCUUGCCUGCUGAGGUACCCAGGUACUCUGCCUAAAGACUCAGGUCUUUAUGCUCAGGCCCAAGCAAAGGCUUGGGGGUCGGUGGGAAGAAUGGAGUCUGUGGAGAGAACCCAAGUCUUCUGGGGAGACCCAAGUGCAGACGGGGGUGUCUGAAGCUGGAAAAACCCCCAUAACGUGUAUAAGUUGUCCUCCAACCAGGCAGAAUUUGGGGCUACUGUAGUAGGUGAAUUGUGAACUCUCUGAGCUGGGAAGACGGCUCCACCAUCUUCCAGAGGUUACAGAAUUCUGGGGCAUUAAAGUUGGGGACCUUCCAUCACCAUAGAGCCUAGAGGCCUCCAAACUACAUUCCUCAGAGCCUGGUAUAGUGUCACACGCCUUUAAUACUGCCACAUGGGUACAGAGCUAGAUGGACCUCUGAGUUCAAGGCCAGCCUGGUCUACACAGUGAGUUCCAGGCCAGACAAGGCUUACAGAAUGAGACCCUGUCUCAAAAAGGAACAAUACCAACAAACAAACAAACAAAACGAAAACCAACACCCUGCAUUCUUCAGAGCUUCAGGCACCUCCUUGCAGACUGGUAACGGGGCCAGGUAGACAGCAAGCAGCUUACCCAGCUACCGGUUAUUUCAGGCGGUGUUGUUUGGUUGUUACGUGGUGUGUUGUGCUCUGCAUGAGAUUGUAUUCGAUAAGUGGGACCUUAAGAAAGUGUAGAAACUGCUGAUCUCAUUCAGCCAUUCUUGUUGCUCAUCAGGAGAAAAUGGAGACUGGGAAGGGGGGACUGGACCAUCUCAAGGUCACACACCGAAUGCCUGGUCCAGGGGGACCCAGCCAGAGCCCUCAGCUAGCAAAGGGUGUGAUGAGAAGUGGCUGAGUGUAUAGGUUCAGCUCAGGCUCGGAGGACGUCAGUUCCAUCCUCCACAGCCUGGACGCCGCCCGCAUCCGCAGUCUGCCUCCAGCACAGCACACCAAGUCUUCCUUUUAGACUGGAAGGAUGCCCAAGAAGUAUGCCCUGUUCUGCACAAUCAACCCCCGAACCAGGAUGCCAGAGGCGGCAUUUGUCCUCUGAUCUGCUCUUGCCAGCAUGACCACGCCCGCAGAGAUGGCUCACCGAGGGGUAAGCCAUACCGGAGCAAGCUCAGGGUUACUGUCCUGUAGGCCGAGUGGUUGGCAGCAACCAGGCCAGAAAAUCAUUCCCACGUGACCUGUUUCCAGUCACAAGGAACCAAUACCAUCUUGCCCAGAGCACGCUCCUCUUAUCCCCUCCAGUAAGCGCUGGAGAACUCGGCUCCCUGAGCUUCUGUCACUGAGCCCAGUGCCUUGUUUGCAGGCAUCGUGGACAGGAUCAGCUUGUAGGCCACAAGUCCUUUGAUCGCGAAUCUCAGAUUUCUACAGGUAGGCCAGAUCCUUCCAGAAGCAGGCAGAGGAAGGAAUGGUUUCCUUUCCAACACUUCACCUCCGCUGCCUCAUUCUGCCCUUCCUUCCUGAUGACAGUGUGGACAGAGGCAUUUCUCCUCGCUCUGCAUGGUUCUGAUGGGUGAAGGCACUUACCAGAGAUAGUUGAUAAGUCCAGAUUUUGUUUUGGCCUGCAGCCUUUGGUGGCUAUUUGUCUUUCUAAGAUGUCCAAGCUCCCUUUCCUGGCAGCCCAUGGAGGAGCCAGCAAUUUGUCAACUCUAGAACUAAGCAACCUGUAAUGGAGGAUUUUCUCAAUGUUCCGGGGAUCACUGUGGAGUAGGGGUCGACUGAGUGGGCCCUGAGAUCCCAUUCUUAUCCUCUCCACUCUAUUCUGUUUACGGCUUUUUACAGCCUGUCUACAAGUCUCGUGCACAUGUGAAGUGUCGCUUCACCACCUGGUUAGGCUCCUUAGGGUCACAGGAACCAACCUGAGAAAAGAGCUCAUUUUUCAAAAAACAAAUUAUGUUUUCAAUGAAUAAUUUUGCCUGCAUUCCCUGCCCCUGUCCCUCAGGAGGAGGAGGAAAUGCCUCCACUGUGUGCUUGUGGGGCUUUGGCCGCCCUGGAGUGGGUGUUGAGGGCUCCACAUUCCCGCACCGUUCUCCCCUUCUGGCCACAGGGACCCAUCUUCCCUUGACACAUCUUUCACCCCGGCCAUGAUGGCCUGUGAGUAACCGUGGAUGGUGGGCUGUCUGGUUUCCUUUCUUGACACAAGCUACAGUCAUCUAAGACAAGAACCUCAGGUGAGAAAAUGCCUCCGUAAGGUUGGCUGCCAGCCAGCCUGUUGGGCAUUUUCUUAAUUAAUGAUUGAUGGGGAGGGCCCAGCCCCAUGGAGAUGGGGCCAUCCCUGGAUGCUGGUCCUGGGUUCUAUAAGAAAGCAGGCGAAACUGUGAGGAGGAAGCCAGUAAACAGCCUUCCAUGGCCCCUGCCUCAGCUCCUGCCUCCAGGCUCCAGCCUCCUGGCAUUCCUGUCCUGACUUCCUCCAGUGAUGAACAGUGAUCUGGAAGUGUGAGCUGAAUAAAGUCUUUCCUUCUCAA